UUAUUUAGAUCAAUUGACUCACUAAUUAAUUAUUAGUUUUGUAUUUAAAAUAUAAAUGUUGAUACGAGUGUAAACAGACAAAAACAGAAUAACGCCACUUGUCAUUUUUCUCGUAUGGUUAUACUAUAUAUUUAAAUCAGCUGAUUCUCCCAUUUCUCCUAUCAUACAGUCUCACUCAUUGUAUUGACUUCGUCAUUGAAAUGAAUGGACUUGUCACAAAGUCGAUUGGAGUCGAUUACCAGUCUGUGUCUGUAUUUAGAAAAUAGAUAAGACAGUAUGUUAUGAUGUAUAGCGUAUCAGUUAUAAAACAUUUUAUUGUGCAUAAUUGAGUUUAUGUAUUUAACAAUAAGUGAAAAUAUAAUUACUAUAAUAUAUGUUUACCAUUAUCUGAACCAAUGGCAGACAAUGAAUUAAUAGAAGCUAAUCCUCGAAGUUGGAUCUGGAAUUGGUUCAGCUGGUCAGGAAAUUCUACAGCAAUGCUGAGAGCAGCUGAAAAGAAAAUACUUUCACAUUUAAAAAGUGCUUAUCGGGGAUUGUACGUCGAUAUAGGAGCUUGUGUUGGUACAUCAGAUAAAAUUUGGACGAUUUCAUUGAAUGAAAAAUCUCCUAAAACACCUAUUGUACUUCUCCAUGGAUUAGGAGCUGGAGUAGCAUUAUGGUGCCUUAAUCUUGAUAGUCUGUCUCAAGAAAGACCAGUUUAUGCAAUAGAUCUCUUAGGAUUCGGCAGAAGUAGCAGACCAAAUUUUAGUAACGAUGCUCAAAAAUCUGAAGCUCAGCUUGUACGUUCCGUUGAAGAAUGGAGAAGAGAAAUGGAGUUAGACAAAUUUGUUUUAUUAGGACAUUCUAUGGGAGGUUUUCUUGCGGCCUCAUACGCAAUACAAUACCCCAAUCGAGUACAGCACCUUAUUCUUGCCGAUCCCUGGGGAUUCCCAGAAAAACCAGCAGAUGCAAAUACGAGAUAUAAUAUACCUUUGUGGGUGAAAGCUAUUGCGUUUAUGGUACAACCACUUAAUCCUCUUUGGGCAGUACGGGUUGCUGGUCCUUUUGGUCAGUGGCUUAUAGAAACUACGCGACCGGAUAUUGUAAAGAAAUAUGUACCAGUUCUUAAAGAUGACGCGAAUAUAAUUUUCCAGUAUCUCCAUCAAUGUAAUACGCAAACACCCUCUGGAGAAAGUGCGUUUCAUGCCAUGAUGGAAGGUUUUGGCUGGGCAAAAAAUCCCAUGAUUAAUCGAAUCGAUCAGAUAGAUGAUGAAGUACCAAUUACAAUGAUUUACGGCAGUCGGUCGUGGGUCGAUAACUCUGCAGGAGAAGCAAUUAAGCAAAAACGAGCAAAUUCUUAUGUUAAUAUUCAGGUCAUAUCGGGAGCUGGUCAUCACGUUUAUGCCGAUAAAAGUGAAAUUUUUAACAAACAUGUUCUUGAAGCUUGUGCUUUGAGUGAUAGUUUUCCAAAACUCACUUCAAAACACGUCAAACAAACUUCCAGAAUUAUACCUCGUAAACUUCCUCCAUUACCAAUUGACUCAACAGAUUCAAAAUCCGAAAACGAAGAUGAUAGUCAGGAAGAAACAUUCCCCAAUGAAACGCCAACUAAUCUGGAACCUAAGACAUUGCAAUCGAAAUCAACUUGAUUUGAAAAAUUUUUAAUAGAAUAAAAUUAUUUAAAUCAAUUAAUAAUAAACGUGGUGAGAUUUUGAGGGGAAUAAUUAUUUUGUGUUAAUUGUGUGUCAUUGUUUUAUUUUAUUUCCUAACAAAAAUUAAAUGUCAACAUUAUUGUGAGACAUACAACGUAAUUAAUUUUAUUAAAUAAUGAAUGGAAUGAAAGUUAUGUGUUGACGAAUCAAUUUUUAUAAGUACUGUUUAAAAAUUAAACGCAAGUUAAUAUUUAUAGGACUCAAUGGAAUUUCGGAACAACGAAAUUCACUCCGGAGGAGUUUAUUUUAAUAUUAAACUCUGGAUCAAAGUAGAUGCAGAUUGAAAUAAAAUACACAUUACUCUAAAAUCACUCCGUGGAAAAAAACUCCCUAUUCAUUUCUUAAGUGAAGUAAUUUUUUUUAAAUUCCUGAUUUCCGAGAAGCGGAGUGAAUUCGGAUUGAAAUAAGUAUCAAAUUCACUCCCGAUUUUACACAGUGUAUAAAGUCUUCUCUUUUUUUUUUCUUUGUCAUUAAUUUAGAUUAUUUAACAAAUGAAUUUAAUCGUAUAUUUUAGUAACCGUAAGCUGUUAUUUAUUUCUGUUAUGUUUUUUUUAUAAAUUAAGAAAUUUUUUUCUUGAGAAAUAAAAAUUUUAAAAAAAUGAAUGAAACCAAACAAAAAUACAAAAUAUUUAAUUU
This is a messenger RNA of Microplitis mediator, 2327 nucleotides long. It is a transcript of the gene puml, whose product is annotated as (Lyso)-N-acylphosphatidylethanolamine lipase. Gene Ontology annotation, cellular component: lipid droplet. The record is from RefSeq and is a predicted model, not a curated record. The coding region runs from base 396 to 1628 and encodes 410 amino acids. The transcript is spliced from 7 exons. NCBI's taxonomy places the organism in Eukaryota, Metazoa, Arthropoda, Insecta, Hymenoptera, Braconidae.